AUGACGAGUUACACUCAGGCCAAGGUAGAGGCUGAAGAUGAACCUCAAGGUGCAGUUAGUUCAGGAAAAUUUCAGAAGCAAUCUCCUUCUGGUUUUCCGUCACCAGUUACCUUGACACAAGCCCCAAGGUUACCAUCCUUCUCAGGUGAACAGAAGGGCGAGACUUCAUUCGAAGUCUGGAAGUACCAAGUUGAAUGUUUGCUACAGAACAAAUCGUUGUCUCAACAAGUUGUUGCCAAUACUGUGCAGCAUUCUUUACGCGGGAAGGCAGCCACUAUUGCUAUGUGCCUAGGGCCAGAAGCUGAUUUAAAACAGCUCAUCUCAAAGUUAGAAAGUAUUUUCGGCAGUGUUGACAGGAACCAGUCAUUGUUAGCAUGCUUUUAUGGUGCACGCCAGGGAGAGUCAGAAGAUGUUGCUGUAUGGGAUUGUAGGCUCGAACACCUACUGAACCAGGCUGCAACACAGGGAUCCAUCCCACUAGAGACCAGGAGUGAGAUGUUGAGGACCCAGCUAUGGUCAGGAUCUAAACCAGAUCUGCGAGAUCUGACAGCACAUGUAUUUGACCAGGGCAACAGUUAUGAAGAUCUCCUACGAGCUCUUCGGCGAGCAGAGGCUGACUUACAGCAAAGGGGAGCAAGGACUGGGAAGAAGGGUGCAACCCCCAAUAUGGCCGCUGUAGCAGUCCAGGGAUCCAGAGAUGAAGGAGAUCAAGGGGAUCUUGAAACAGUUAACAACUGA
This is a messenger RNA of Haliotis rubra (blacklip abalone), 738 nucleotides long. RefSeq names its product paraneoplastic antigen Ma1 homolog. NCBI's taxonomy places the organism in Eukaryota, Metazoa, Mollusca, Gastropoda, Lepetellida, Haliotidae. The record is from RefSeq and is a predicted model, not a curated record. Bases 1 to 738 code for a protein of 245 amino acids. The transcript has a single exon.